Molecule: messenger RNA, 2016 nt
Organism: Manis javanica (Malayan pangolin)
Lineage: Eukaryota; Metazoa; Chordata; Mammalia; Pholidota; Manidae
Gene: CWF19L1
Product: CWF19 like cell cycle control factor 1
Biological process (GO): mRNA splicing, via spliceosome
Cellular component (GO): post-mRNA release spliceosomal complex
Molecular function (GO): RNA lariat debranching enzyme activator activity
Source: RefSeq, a predicted model, not a curated record
AAGCCUCAUUGGUUGGAGUGCGUUGACGUUUUAGAGUGCCGCCGCGUUUUCCUGUGCGGUUCUGGGUUCGGAGUACCAGUUUUGGGUGGUCGUCCCAACUCGGGCUGUUGGGAUUGAUGGCACAGAAACCGCUGCGCCUCUUGGCUUGUGGAGACGUUGAAGGAAAGUUUGAUGUUUUAUUCAAUAGAGUUCAAGCAAUUCAUAAGAAAAGUGGAAACUUUGAUCUGCUGUUGUGUGUAGGAAAUUUCUUUGGUUCCGCUACAGAUGCUGAAUGGGAGGAGUAUAAAACUGGCAUCAAGAAAGCUCCUAUUCAGACUUUUGUGCUGGGUGCCAAUAACCAGGAAACAGUAAAAUAUUUCCAAGAUACUGAUGGGUGUGAAUUAGCUGAAAACAUUACUUAUCUAGGUCGUAAAGGUAUCUUCACUGGAAGCUCAGGACUGCAGAUUGUGUACCUCAGUGGGACAGAGUCUUUAAAUGAGCCGGUCCCAGGUUACAGUUUUAGUCCCCAGGAUGUGUCUUCCCUGAGAACAAUGCUGUGUUCAGCAUCCCAAUUUAAGGGUGUUGAUAUCUUGCUUACAUCCCCCUGGCCCAAGUAUGUGGGGAGCUUCGGGAAUUCUUCUGGAGAAGUGGAUACCAAAAAAUGUGGCUCUUCUUUGGUCUCCAGUCUUGUCACAAGCUUGAAACCAAGAUAUCAUUUUGCUGCUUUGGAAAAGACCUACUAUGAAAGGCUGCCAUAUCGAAACCACAUUGUUCUCCAGGAAACUGCACAGCAUGCCACCAGGUUCAUAGCUCUGGCAAAUGUUGGAAAUCCAGAGAAGAAAAAGUAUCUUUAUGCAUUCAGUAUUGUUCCCAUGAAACUAAUGAAUGCAGCAGACUUGGUGAAACAACCUCCUGAUGUGACUGAAAACCCUUACAGGAAGACCGAGAAAGAAGCAUUCACAGGAAAGCAAAUUCCUACCCCUGAGGAAGAGUCUGCAUGCCAAUUUUUCUUUGAUUUAGAUGGAAAGCACGGAAAGAAGCGUUCAUCUACAGGUAGAGACAGCAAGUCUUCCCCUCACACAAAGCAGCCUUGCAAACUUCCUUGGCCUCCAGGACCCUGUUGGUUUUGUCUUGCCAGCCCUGAAGUGGAAAAGCAUUUGGUGGUCAACAUUGGCACACAUUGCUACCUUGCUCUGGCCAAAGGAGGCUUAUGUGAUGACCAUGUCCUCAUCCUGCCCAUUGGACACUACCAGUCAGUGGUGGAGCUUUCAGCAGAGGUGGUGGAAGAAGUGGGAAAGUACAAGGCUACGCUGAGGCAGUUCUUCAAGAAUAGAGGGAAACGGUGUGUUCUGUUUGAGAGAAAUUAUAAGAGUCAUCACCUCCAACUACAGGUUAUUCCUGUACCACUCAACUGCUGUUCUACUGAUGACAUUAAAGAUGCCUUCAUUACCCAAGCACAGGAGCAACAGAUAGAGCUGUUGGAAAUCCCAGAGCACUCUGACAUCAAGCAGAUUGCACAGCCAGGAGCAGCAUAUUUUUAUGUUGAACUUGACACAGGAGAGAAGCUUUUUCACAGAAUUAAAAAGCAUUUUCCUUUGCAGUUUGGAAGGGAGGUCCUGGCCAGUGAAGCCAUUCUUAAUAUUCCUGACAAGUCUGACUGGAGGCAGUGUCAGAUCAGCAAGGAAGAGGAGGAGACUCUGGCUCUUCGCUUCCGGAAAGACUUUGAGCCCUUUGACUUCUCUCUGGAUGACUAAGCAAGGGGAAGGGCAUUUACGAAUUUGACAGGAAGUAGUAGCAGCCUGUUUUUUAAAGAAAUCACAGUUCCCGUGGGGACUAUUUCUCUGCCUCUAUUUUGUGCAUUCCCAUGGAACCUGCCUGCAGCAAGAGGCCUAAGAUUGAGUAUUUUUUUGAAAAAGUUACAUCAUAGGAUGAAAAUCUUAUGUUGAAAACAUGUCUGUCAUCCAGCUCCAGCUUAUGUUUAUCAGCAUUUUCACAUACAUUUAAACAAUGAAAUAAAAAUGCAAAUGCUUUUCCAUA